This is a messenger RNA of Chilo suppressalis (striped riceborer), 668 nucleotides long. Lineage: Eukaryota; Metazoa; Arthropoda; Insecta; Lepidoptera; Crambidae. The record is from the annotation of a GenBank genome assembly.
CAUUAAGUUGUCAAUGUGGUGAUUUGUAUAGUUGUUUAUUAUUUAUUGCAAUUACAAUAAAUCAAAGAAUUACGAAGUCAAUUUAUGAUAUUAUUGUGCGCUUUCAAAAUAGAAAAUAUAUUCCAUCAGCUUGUUCAUAAACCGCUAUUACUUACGCAGCUACACGAUCAGGUACAUCGAUUUCAUUGUCUUCAAGAGGCCGAAGGUAAUCGGAAUAGUUAUGGAAGCAAUGGACAUCCAGGCUGUGGAAUCAAAGCUGAGUGAUGUGACUGUUACAGCAAUACCAAUGAGUGGUAAAAAUGUCCAUAAGGAUUUAGGUCAUGGUGGCAGCAGCCAUGCAACAAUUUCAACAGUUCCAGCAUCCUCUCCAUCUUCUGUUGGCAAGGAUAAAGACAAUGGCACUUCUAAGUAUGCCCAGUUACUAGCUGUCAUAGAGGAAAUGGGAAAAGAAGUCCGACCAAGCUACUCUGGUAGUCGUAGUUCUGCAGAACGCCUGAAACGAGGCAUAGUCCAUGCUCGCAUUCUUGUGAGAGAAUGCCUGAUUGAAACUGAGAGGUCAGCACGACAGUAGCUUGCGACAACAAAACUAUCCCAGUCAAUUUCAAUACCUCACUUAUGUGUAUUUCUUUAACAAAUAAUGUAACAACUGUUUAUUUAAUGACUGCCAG